This is a messenger RNA of Dicentrarchus labrax (European seabass), 640 nucleotides long. RefSeq names its product N-lysine methyltransferase KMT5A. NCBI's taxonomy places the organism in Eukaryota, Metazoa, Chordata, Actinopteri, Moronidae. Gene Ontology annotation, molecular function: protein binding. The record is from RefSeq and is a predicted model, not a curated record. The transcript is spliced from 5 exons. The coding region runs from base 59 to 640 and encodes 193 amino acids.
GCUAUAUUUGGGCAUCAAACAGCGAAAAUUUCAGCUGUAUCGUCAGUCUGGAUCAUCAAUGGCUGCAGUGAGACGCAGGAAAUCUCCCAAAACGGAUGCAGUAGAACAUGCUGCCAAGGCCCUGGACAAGACAGCAGAGUUGGAAGUGAAAUACAUAAACUCUUUUAAAGGUCGAGGGGUGUUUGCCAAGGCACAUUUCCAUAAAGGAGACUUUGUGGUGGAGUACAGAGGAGAACUGAUAAAUUCUGAAGAAUCUCAACGGAGGAGGAGGACAUAUCAUGUUAAAUGUACAGUCUUCAUGUUUGACUUCCACUGGCAAGAAAGAACAUGGUGUAUUGAUGCAGCUCGAGAAGAUGGCAGUCUGGGAAGACUUGUCAAUGAUGACCACAACCAUCCAAACUGCAAGAUGAAGAAGGUCAUAUCAGAAGGCAAACCACACCUGUGUCUCUUUGCUCUGCGGGACAUUAAUGUUGGAGAAGAAAUAACCUAUGACUAUGGAGGAACUGACUGGCCUUGGAGGAAAAAGGUUGGAGGACCAUUGACUGUCACUGAGUCUUCUCAUGCUGACAUCUCCAGAACCAAAGACCAGGAUCCUGAUAGAUCUACUUGCUCCCAGAACCAGGUAUUAAUAUUUGUCUGA